Molecule: messenger RNA, 234 nt
Organism: Cryptosporidium ubiquitum
Lineage: Eukaryota; Apicomplexa; Conoidasida; Eucoccidiorida; Cryptosporidiidae
Exons: 1
Coding region: 1-234 (77 amino acids)
Source: RefSeq, a predicted model, not a curated record
AUGUCCAGGGGAAAUCAAAGAGAUAUAGAUAGACAGAGAGCACAGAAAAGACAAGAUAGAACUGCUCCAAAAACAGGAAAGUCGACAAUUGAGCAAAAAGAAAAGAUUCUAAGUAUUAUAUGUAAUGUAUGUAAACAAUCAUUUAUGUGCACUGCAAAUAGACAGACUUUGGAAGUACAUGUUGAUACAAAGCAUUCAAAAUUAGACUUUUCUCAAUGUUUUCCAAAUAAUUAA